Vitis riparia (riverbank grape) is the source of this 1374-nucleotide messenger RNA. Its product is annotated as protein trichome birefringence-like 19. The record is from RefSeq and is a predicted model, not a curated record. Bases 15 to 1232 code for a protein of 405 amino acids. NCBI's taxonomy places the organism in Eukaryota, Viridiplantae, Streptophyta, Magnoliopsida, Vitales, Vitaceae. Gene Ontology annotation, cellular component: Golgi apparatus. The transcript is spliced from 2 exons. Gene Ontology annotation, molecular function: O-acetyltransferase activity.
UGAAGGUUCAUUUGAUGGAGCUGCUUCCCCCCGGGAAAAGGCUACUAUCUAAUGUCACAAUGAAGAUUAUCCUAGUAACCAUAGCCCUAUUUCUCCUAGCUAUGAUCCCUCUCAACCUUUUCAGUCAUUUUUCUUCACCAUGGCCGUCCCCUGUGAGUACAAAACCAGGGAAGAAAUGUGACAUAUUCCGUGGAAAAUGGGUUCAGUACCCCAAAGGACCUUAUUACACUAAUGUAACUUGUCGUCACAUCUUCGAACACCAGAACUGCAUGAAGUUUGGCAGACCCGACACCGAGUUCUUAAAAUGGAGGUGGAAACCCGAUGAAUGUGAGCUGCCUCUCUUUGAUGCUGCGCAGUUCUUGGAGCUUGUUAGAGGGAAGUCAAUGGCAUUCAUCGGGGACUCGCUGGCAAGAAACCAAAUGGAAUCUUUGUUGUGCCUCUUAGCCAGUGAGGGAGAUCCUAUAGCUGUUUUUAACAUAAAAUAUCCACUAAGCAAAAGCUGUCUCUACACCGACUACAACUUCACUGUAGCAUCGUUCUGGUCCCCAUACUUGGUCAAGGACAUCGAUGCGAAACCCACUGCAGGGACCGCCAAUAGCCUCAUGAAUGUCUUCGUAGAUGAGGCACAUGAGGCCUGGAUGAGUCAAAUUGAGAAAUUUGACUAUGUGAUCGUCUCAGCUGGAAUUUGGUUCUUAAAGCCACAAGUGUACUAUGAAAAUGGUAACAUUGUUGGGUGCCAUUUAUGCCACAAAAAACAUGUUACAAACCUUACACCGCUCCAUGGGUACAGAAAAGCUUUUCAGACGACUUUCAGAACCCUUUUGAGGUUAAAAAACUUCAAGGGAGUGACAUUUUUGAGGACGGUGUCACCAUCACACUUUGAGAAUGGGGAGUGGUAUACAGGAGGGCAUUGUGUGAGGACUAAGCCAGCUUCCAGCAAAGAAAUGAGGUUGGAUGGGCUGUAUCCGGAGAUGUACUCAACUCAAGUGGAGGAGCUGAAGGCAGCAGAAAAGUUAGGGAGGAAGAGGGGCUUAAAAUUUAGAUUGUUGGAUACUACUGAGGCAAUGGUGGUGAGGCCAGACGGGCAUCCAAGCUAUUAUGCGAAAAGGGUAGAUGAGAAUGUCACGAGAUCUGACUGUGUCCACUGGUGCCUGCCUGGCCCCAUUGAUACUUGGAAUGAGUUUUUGCUUCAGAUGUUGCAAAUGGAAGGUGAUAGUUCACUAGGACAGUAGACUCGAGUAAAAUUUGGAUGAGAAUUAGGUCGGAUUAUGAAUAAUUCAAUUUAUCAUGCUUUACAAUUAACAUUAAUUGUAAUUUGUGCAAGGAUAGUGUACUUUCUGCAUAUAAUUAAAAAUUUACAAUUAGUGUUUCUUA